UUCCUCACAAUACUGCCAUUUACACCCCGUCACCUUGCUACUCAAUAAUUUAUCCCUACUAUAUCAACAACGGAUGAAUACACUUCACUGUAAGUUAUAUUUGAGUGUAGUGACCAGUGUCGUCCAGUAGGAAACGCUGUAACAGCUAGAGCUCGACUUGGCUUGUGGAACAAUCCAGAGACAACAGGGCUGGGCAGCUGGCUGGUGAGCCUCACCCAGCCAUUUAAGGCAAGCAGGCUUCCCACGCUCUGACUCACACAUACACACUCUCUCGCACACAUACACUCCCGCCGGUUGUCUGGAUCACAUCUCAUGCCGGGAAGACUACCUUGGUAUUCAUCUCUGAACAGGAGAGCAGUGUCAAGUCAGUGCUGCCGAGGAAUCCAGACGAACGGGAAGGAACGGCCAGGCUCGUUGCUCCCCCGGAGGAAAACGUGGAAGUCAUUAAAGUUUACCUAGAGAACAGACCCGAGACGGCGGACAGCGUCAGGAUGUUGACAGACGAGGUGUCACAGAUACAAGAGGUGAGGUAUUGUCUGAAAACUUUGAGGGAGCAGAUGGCAGCAAGACAAAAUAAUAACAUCAAGAAGUAUCCCGCCAAUGGCUACACAGUCAGCAACAUAACACCCAUCACUAACGGCAACAACAAUUGCAACUACGCUGACCAAAACGAGGGCGUCGAUAAUCACGUACAGAACUUGAGAGAGGAAACCAAGCGUCUCUACGCCCAGAUAAAGGCCAUGGAGAGUCGGCACCGGGAAGAGAGAGAGCAGCUGCAGAUGGAGUCUGAGGAGCAGCAGGCGCGUCUGGCAGCGCAGUCAGAGCGUCUCCAGCAAGCGGAGAUGGAGUCCGCAGAGCGAGGCCGGCGUGUAGAGGAGUUGCAAAGGUUGCUGGGAAACAUGGAGGCCGAGAGCGGGCUCCUGCAGGACAAAAUGGCCGCCGGACAGGCAGAGCUACUGCAGCUUCGGGCCGACAACGGGGAAGGGAAGGAGAAAGAAGACAGGUGUAGCCAGUUGGAGACUGAAGUUGCUCUACUGAAGGAGAAGAUCCACCACCUGGACGACAUGCUCAAGAGUCAGCAGAGGAAAGUGCGCAACAUGAUUGAGCAGCUGCAGAAUUCCCGCACAGUCUUGCAGGAGCGAGAUCGAGUCAUCGGGGAUUUGGAGGAGAAAGUGGCCUUCCUGGAAGCUGAGAACCGAGAGUUGCACGACCACAUGGAGCACUUCCUGUCAGGCCAGGACCCACCCCCCCUAAAAAGUGCAGAGAACAAGCCGGUUGUCAUCUACAGCAAACCAUUGAUGCCAUCCACACACAGCAACAAGUCCCUCCCUUUCAUCAAAGUCAUCGAGAUCAAGUCAUAAAUGAUGAAUAACGAUUUAUCACGGCCUGUAAAUACUGUAUGUACUUAACGAGUGCUUUGAAUCACACUGCUCAGAAUUGCAUAUUUCCCUCUAACACUGAAUCGAGUGCAAAUAUAACGACUGUAUAGACAUAAUAGUGUAAACCGGAGUGACUACUGAGUUGUAUUCAAUGUUAAUUUAAAUGUAUAUACGGUAUGCACUCAAGUGCACUCACUGUUUCUGUACUAAAUAAGUGAAUAAAUUAAGAUUUCAAAUACCAA
Corythoichthys intestinalis (scribbled pipefish) is the source of this 1621-nucleotide messenger RNA. RefSeq names its product tuftelin 1b (gene tuft1b). The transcript has 11 exons. Gene Ontology annotation, cellular component: intracellular anatomical structure. Gene Ontology annotation, biological process: intracellular signal transduction. Lineage: Eukaryota; Metazoa; Chordata; Actinopteri; Syngnathiformes; Syngnathidae. The record is from RefSeq and is a predicted model, not a curated record. Bases 492 to 1361 code for a protein of 289 amino acids.